This is a messenger RNA of Thlaspi arvense, 1221 nucleotides long. The record is from the annotation of a GenBank genome assembly. NCBI's taxonomy places the organism in Eukaryota, Viridiplantae, Streptophyta, Magnoliopsida, Brassicales, Brassicaceae.
AUGUACCCACGAUCAGAAAAUCAAAUUAAUAAUAAAAAAAGUUGUUCGUAUUCUUAUUUUUUUAAAAACAAAAUGCAAACAAUGGGAGCACCAAUGUGCGAUCAUUGCAAUAUGGGAAGAGCCAUUGUUUAUUGUAAGACUCAUGUGGCUAGGGUUUGUCUCCAAUGUGACUGGACGUUACACUCCAUGACUGUGGAUAGUCCCGAUCACUCGCGGUUUCUGUUGUGCAACAAUUGCGUUUCGCAGACCGCUGUUUUUCGAUGCCUUGACCAAGGAUUGUCCCUAUGCCAAACAUGCGUUUCAAACGCCAAUGUCACCUCACGUUUUGUUCUUUGUAACGAUCUUAAUUACAUUUCGGGUUAUACUUGUCCACCAGAUUUUGAUCUUGAUUCCUCUUCCUCGUCUUCUUUAUCUUCUUUCAUAAAUCUCAAUUGGGGAUUUCCCUUUGUUUCAUUACCUCCCACUAAUGGGGACUUAUCAUCAUCUUCUUCAAUUUUUCAAAUUUUUGAUAAUCAUACAAAGAAUAGUGAUCAACAAGUGCAAAUGCUACAGCCCGAUUAUUUGGACAUUCUUAAGGAUAGUUCAUGUUCAGGCUUCAAUUGUUACGAUACUAAAGAUAUAGAGAAUGUUUUGCUGAAUGAUUUUGACGACGAGGCAGUAUUAAACCUCAAAGAAUAUUUCACCAGGGAAGAAUUGAUCCUAACCGAUCAACCAAUCGAUGAAAAACUGAAACACAAUGCAGAGACCACGACCGAGAUUCUAUCAUCUUCAUUGUCAUGUAUGUCGUCGGUUAUACAUAAGUGUUACAACUUUGAAGUUUUGGCCAAUGCAAGUUAUGAAGAUUACAAUAAGAAUCAAAUGAUUGGCUCAAAGGCAGAAGAAGAGACCAAUAAUAAUGUUGGAAUAUACCCUAAUAACGCUCUUGUUCAACUUGAUCGUGGACCAUCGCAGUUGAUUCUGACUGACGAGAUGUUACCAUGGGAGGAUCAAACACAUGCAUCUCACGUAUAUACUCCGCAAGCACGACUAGAGGCGGUGGAGAGAUAUUUCGCAAAGAAGAAGAAACGCAAGUUUGGGAAGCAAAUUAGAUAUGAAUCUCGAAAAUCUACAGCUGAUACGAAGAGACGAAUGAAAGGAAGAUUUACGAAAGCUGGUGCAGAAUAUGAUUAUGACCCACGAGCUAAUAAUAUUAACAAAGAGACUAAUAAAACCAUGACCUAA